Molecule: messenger RNA, 3568 nt
Organism: Rhincodon typus (whale shark)
Lineage: Eukaryota; Metazoa; Chordata; Chondrichthyes; Orectolobiformes; Rhincodontidae
Gene: oafa
Product: OAF homolog a (Drosophila)
Exons: 4
Coding region: 1-618 (205 amino acids)
Source: RefSeq, a predicted model, not a curated record
AUGUCGGAUGUUCUGGAGGAAGAAGUUGUGCUGGCUGAUGUAAAGAUUAUCCGUUCCCUGAUAUUGGGCGAGUUGGAACGAGGUCAGAGACAGUUCCAGGGUUUGUGUUUCAUCACCAGACUCCACAAGAAUGAAAUGAUUCCCAGUGAAUCGAUGGCCAAGCUGCGUCAGAAGAAUCCGAGAACUGUCCGUGUGGCAGAGGAACAGCGAGGUCCUGAGCACCUGUACAUGGAUGUUGCAGUGAAUUACAGCAAGGCCAGCCACCUGAGUGUCCACAUCAACAGCGCCUGUGCAGAGGCCACUGAUGCAGUCUACACAAGACAGAGCGAUGUGAAAUACUGGAUCGAGAAAGGUAUAGAUCCUUCGAUCUUCGAAGUGGUGGCAGUUUCCGAGGACGUGCCGCACUGCCGGCUGAGUCGGGAUCGCUGGAAAGGCUGCAUCUGCCGCUACUCCCUCUGUAUCGAGUGGUACCCAUGCUUCCUGAAAUACUGUCGCACAAAAGACUCUGCAGGCAAGACCAGCUCUUACAAAUGUGGCAUCAAAAGCUGCCAGAAAUGCUCGCAUUUUGACUUCUAUGUCCCGCAGAAACAGCUGUGCCUGUGGGAUGAAGAUAUUUAACCAUUUCUGUUGCCCAUUUGCUCGGACCAGCUGACAGAAGAUGGCUGCAGGGGAGAGCUGAAUCCCCCCCUUGUAGAAACGAGGCUGGAGUGUAAGUGUUUGAGAUUCUGGGCUCAGGGAUGGUAUGGCCGUGUGAGGGACAAACAAAACAGAAUCCAAUGGGACUGGGGUUCAGUGAGGGAAGUUCUGGCUUGUGCUCAGUCACCUCCCCCCUUCCCCAUUCCUCCCCUUCCCCUUCCCCCUCCUUCCCUCUUCCCUAACUGGGCAGGGGCACUGGAGUUCUUAGGGUUACUGGGUCAGUAGUUCCAGUUUGGGACAGUCCCCCGACCCUCUCCACUCCCCUGUACGGACGAAGGAGGUCCUGAAUGGUUUCACUGUCGCUGAGGACAAUGACUGUGCAUUGGGAAUUCUUACUGAGUGUCUGUCAUUAGGGUUCGUCUGAUUUACCCUUUGAUUACUUGGAGGACUAACUAAUAUCACAGUUUACUUAAAUUCUGAUUAAUUCCAGUGCUGUUUUCCAACAGUCCAGAUGGUGAGGUUAUCUGGGUCCAUUCACAGUAAUGAAAUUCCAGAGGAGAAUUUCCAAUCUCUCUGGUUUCUGAAGCUUCAGUAAUUAAUGUCUGCAAUAUAUUGGUGUUUGCUGAACAAGUUAGAUAUCUCUCGGGUCAGAUAGUGGGGUGUGGGGCUAAACCUGAGUCAGAGAGAACCACGUUCCACUGUGGGCUUUCCUCCAAGUUCAACCACCUUUAACGUAAUGCUCACCACCCCCUGCAACCCCCCCACCCACCCCCACAUUUGUGACCAGCAUCUUAUCAGCUUCACAGAGUGGUCCAGUCUUUCAGGAGGAGGUUCUCACUGAUUCCACAGCCCAGGGGACUGACUUGUUGAAUGGUAUCAGGAUGUUGCGUUUUCUCCAGUGUUGGACCUCCAUCCUGAACUUGCUGUUUGUCAGCAACCACUUUGAUUUGUGAUUGCCCUUAUUUUGUGUCAGAGAGGCUUGUGGUUGAGGUUUUGUUGAAGUCUGAGCCUUGGCUGUUUCAGUUGUGUUCAGGUGUCCUGGUUCAGAACCAGCUGUUACUGAUGGAGGUCUGAAAGUCUGCAGUUAACAUUUGUGUUGUCUACCAGAGGUGGGGGUGGGGCUGGGGGGGUGCACCUGAAUACCAAGGAAAAAUCGGAGAAAUUGGUAAAUUGGUAGAUUCUUGCCAUCUCCUCAGUGUGUUUCACCGAUUGCUGCCUUAAUUUCCCUCAAUGUAUAACACAUUCUGCAGCUAGUGACUUGACUGUGACUGACCUGUGAAGAUUGAACUUUGCAGAUUUUGGAUAUGAAAUAAUGGGAUUUAUAGUUUCACCAAGAUACUUUUCUUCAUUUUUUAAUCACAUAGUUUCUUUGUUGAUUUAAUCUAAAUAUUUCAAAUGGUUCCAGUUCUUUGUACCUCUCUGUAUUUUCCAAAUGCCACAAGGAGAAGGAUUUUCUACUCUGUGUAUAUGUUAUUUGUAAAACAUCCGUCCUGUGAAACUCUAAGUCAGUGUUUCCGAAGAUUGAAGAAUAUAGUCUUAUUUCAAAGGAUCAUCCUCCUUGACCUGAGUUCUCCAGAAGCCAGAGUCCUUUUAAAUUUCAGUUUAAACGUCUGAAUCACCCCCAAAAAUUAUUCAUUGUAAAAUGGAAGUCUGAGGGUUAGCUGCAAGGAAAGAGUUUAAUCGUUGCCACAGUAUUGAGUUCUUAUCAGUGUUUUCCUUGAGGAAUGUGUUUGUGAAUUAAAAACUAAAAUGAAACUGAGUAACCAAAGAUGUAGGAAGCUGUCCCCAGCUCCUUUUAAAUCAACAUUUCCUUUUUGUGAAGGAGGUGGGUGACUGAGCAUGCAUCCUCUUUGAUCCUUCAGUAACUUUGCUUCUAAACCUUUCACCAGAAAUGAAAAGAAUAUCAGACUGUGACUUAAAUUUGAGUUUCAUGGUCAGUAACUGAGCAUUGUUUGAGAAUUGGUGCCUUAACUCAACUUAUAAAUCAGUGUUGCAGAUUUGAUGCUCUGCACUGCCAGGUUGUGCCAGAUAAAGAAAUAUGAUUUAAUUUGCAGGUGUUUGGCUUCACAUUCUUACUUGUCUGUUAUAAUCAGGUGUCUUGCUUACUGAUAUUGGAUUGGAAUGUGACUAGAUCUAGCAUCACUUGGUGCAGUGAUAGCUGAUGCUGUGAUGCCAUAUUCUGACAGAAUUCUUGAACCAUUAAUUGGCCACAGACUGGGAGAGAGAAAUGUGUGGGAGCCCAGACUGAACAGAUCACUUUCAGAUCUGUGAUCCCUUGGUGAUUGUUCUUUCAUUCUUCCUCCUCAUCAGUGGUCUGAAGCCAUGUUUGUUUUCAUUAAUCUCCUGGUCUCAAAUAUAACGCUAACACUUUACAAAGGCUUUCAGAGUAGCCAUUACUUCUGAUAAAGAUUUCAGGGAAUCGAGCAGUAACUACACCCUCGAUUGGAGAUCUUUGCAAAAUAAAUGCUGAUGAACUAGAUUUGUCAUUUAUCAGAUUGGUCAGUGUUCAGAUAUUCAUGAAGAAACUGAGCCCACAUUGUGCCUGAGAACAGAUUCAUCAUGCAGUCAGAGGAGGUUUGUUUGCUUCUAGAUGCCGUGGUGUUGGUGCCAAAGUUUUGGGGUGUUGAGGAAAUGCUUUUUUGGAAUGGGAGAAUGUUUUGGGGUACCAUGACAACAGGGGAAUGUUUGGGGUAUUGCGGUGAUAGGGGAAUGUUUUGGGGUGACUCAACAGUGCAAAUGCCUUCACUGCAAUAACUCUGCAGAAUCUCACAAAGUGCCUUCAGUAUUUCAGAAAUGUCCUAAUAAAUAAAAUUAUUUUUGUAUUAUUGUGUAAAAAUAAAAGAUUGCUUUAUUCAUAAAAGAAAUUAACUCUGUUUGCAUAUUUGGAGAAUUUAUUGGAUUCAGUAAUAAACUAGUCCACUGGUGAUACCUA